Molecule: messenger RNA, 1029 nt
Organism: Pollicipes pollicipes
Lineage: Eukaryota; Metazoa; Arthropoda; Thecostraca; Pollicipedomorpha; Pollicipedidae
Gene: EMC5
Product: ER membrane protein complex subunit 5
Exons: 3
Coding region: 265-597 (110 amino acids)
Cellular component (GO): early endosome; Golgi apparatus; plasma membrane
Source: RefSeq, a predicted model, not a curated record
UCGGAGUAUCCCCGGUUGGGUGUCGCUCCGUUGAGGGGUUGGAUCAUUUAUCGAGUGUUUUGAUCGUAAAACAUCUGUUCUCCCCCCAAAGUAUUCAUCCCAAGUCCCCUGUGUGACAUCUGUGAUUACAGCGGCAAACCAGGAGGGCGAAGCCUGGUUUCCUGACGUAGCUGGUUCGUGGGAAACUGGGCAAGAUACUUUGCCGGGAACAAGUAGUUUGACACUCCAUUUGUUUCAUAUUCACCGCUGCAAGUUUCCAUCGUCAUGGUAUCAUUAUUUUACAAAAUUAUGUUUGCUUGUGGUAUUUUGUCCCUGCUUCACACAGCAUAUUCUGCCACUCAGCACCGGUCGUACUUGCGGCUGACUGAGCAGGAGUUCACAGCGCUUCCUGCUGAUAUAAUUGUGCAAGGCGUGCUCAGUCUCAUCCUCAGCAUGUAUGCCAUACUCUUCAUAGCUGGAGAUUUCCGGGAGAUACGUGCUAAUGUCGACCUUCAGGAAAAGACGUGGGACACUGUCGGCCACCGGCCGUCCUUCAUGGUGUUCUCGCACCGUGGUCGCUGUCUGAGCGCCCACUACCCGGCCGUGGUGGACGACUGACGCGCCGCCGCCGCCGCCGCCGUCGGUCACGUGAUGACGGCCGCCGCCGCCCCAGCGCGCCGCGGCCAGACACCGCUGCCUCAAGAUGCCCGAUUCAGAGGAUGGUGCUCGGUCUCCCGGGCCACGGGCGUCCGCGGAGGUGCGUGUGAGAACGGCUCCUCGCAUUUACGGCCGUCAGCGUGCAAACUCAGCGACUGAAGCUAUCGUGUAUUGUCCUCUGAUUUGCCCGCCCAUCACUUUGAUUAUCCCAUUGCUGGGAGCGUGUCCGUGAAAAGAGCAGACGGUGAGUGUAGAUGCCCCGCUCUUUCAAGUUGUAUGGAUAUGAGCGGUUCGAAUAAUUACCAAGAGUACUUCAUGGCAUCCGAACGAGGUUUCUGUAGUUUCAGUUCAGAUGAUAAUCACCUGUAUCAAUACAGCACUGAACUGUGCGUC